AUGCGUUUGCAAAGUCAACCGGACUUUCAACGAUUUUUGUUAGAUAUUGGUGAGGGCAAAACCGGUCCAAAGGUAGAUUUACCGCUAGGAUUAGUUGCUCCUGGAAAUUCUUUAGAUGGUCUCAUUGAUGCUAUUUUUGAUGAUCCGGUUGAUUUUUCUGAGCGCGUCAUUUUGGCUGUCCGGAAUGAUGAUGCCCAAGAAAUCAACCGAAAAAUCACCGAUCGUAUACCUAGUGAUGUGCAUCAAUGUUUUAGUGCUGAUUUUAUUCACGAGAAUGAUGAACAUGCCCAUCAUUACCUAGUAGAGUUUUUGAAUUCUUUACAAUUGAGCGAAGGACGCUAUCGUAGCCAAGAGGUAUUGAUUCCUAGAAUCACACAUCAUUGCAACGAUAGCCGCUUGCCAUUCACACUUUGCCGGAGACAAUUUCCUGUCACUGGUGCUUUUGCCAUAACAAUCAACAAAUCGCAGGGCCAAUCAUAUGAUCGAGUUGGUAUUUAUCUUCGCAAUGAAGUAUUUAGCCAUGGUCAAUUAUAUGUGGCAUUGUCUCGUGGUAGACAUCCUGCAAACAUUAAGGUUGCCAAUGACAACAAUGAAGCCAUGGGAACGGUUAUUAACAUUGUUGCAGAAAUUAUAAAGCGUUUAAGGGGAGACAAGGCAAAACCGAAGAAAGGAUCCACACAAACUAGGAAAACAUUUGAAGAGAAAUCACCCUACGGUCCGAUGAAAAGAUUGCCAGCCACAGCUGGUAUAUUAAAGUUUCAACAUAAAGCAUCGGCUGGUUUCAGCUCUAUGAUGCCUGAAAGCAAAGAGCGGAUCAAGCAUAGACUACACAACCGAACUCCUUACGAUUUCAUCACGCCCUGA
Physcomitrium patens is the source of this 864-nucleotide messenger RNA. RefSeq lists its product as uncharacterized. The record is from RefSeq and is a predicted model, not a curated record. Lineage: Eukaryota; Viridiplantae; Streptophyta; Bryopsida; Funariales; Funariaceae. Gene Ontology annotation, cellular component: replication fork. Gene Ontology annotation, biological process: DNA replication.